Messenger RNA from Lipotes vexillifer (Yangtze River dolphin), 735 nucleotides. RefSeq lists its product as uncharacterized. NCBI's taxonomy places the organism in Eukaryota, Metazoa, Chordata, Mammalia, Artiodactyla, Lipotidae. The record is from RefSeq and is a predicted model, not a curated record.
AUGGGGCGGGGAGGGUCAGAGAAUGCGGCUGCGCUCUCGAUCUCCUUGGAGGUGCAGGGGCUUGGAAAAGAAUGGGGCCCAGAAUGGACUCGGUCCUCUCUGCUGCAAUCUGGCUCUGCUCCCCAGCCUGCCCCUCACUCCCAGGGGAAGGGGCCAAGGGACGCUCGGCUGGCUGGUUGAUGCAGGAAAGGGGCGGGCGUGGGAAAGGACGGAGAAGCCGUCAUCAUGUCAACUCCCCACGGUGCACGUUCACCCUGCUCUGAAAACCAGCGCGUCUAUCCAUUCUCUCCCCAUUUGUCUCUAUCAUCCAGCUACCACCCCACCCCUUCUCUAUUCAUUUUUACCGCUAACCUCUCUUGCCCCACCCCGCCUCGGGUCCCCGCCCGGCCUGCACAGACUGGAGGGGAGGGGACCUGGGACAACCGGCGCCAGCGCUGCGCAGCCGCGCCCCUUCACGCAUGGGCGUGGCGCGGCUCAGACCCAGCCCCCAGCUUGACGUCUCGCCUGUGUCACCCACCCAGGCCCCGGCUCAAUGGCUUUUCAUGCAUCCUAAGCUUUCAGUCCCAAGGGGGUCCUGAAGCCAAGGCCCAAGGUCCUCGCUUCCAUGCAACUGCCCCCCACCCUGCCCAUUCUAGACAGAGCUGCGCCCCUGGCUGGCACAAGCAGGAACAGAAGAACCACAGGUUAGACAACAAUUUAUUGAGAGCCUCCCCUCUCCACCUUCACAGUCUCUAA